GGAGUUUGUUGUGUUGAACAACAAUGUUCGUUAUUAUUUGCGGCGUCGUGUCAGAUUGCUCAGAAUUUGUCAAGUAAACAUAGUAGCCUAAUUACUUUCAGUAUUCUAGUGUUGGUCUUGGGUGUUAAAACACCGCACUUUUGUCUAAAGGAUUUACCAAUGGCGAGGUUAAACUUAAUGACAGUUUUCUUCUCAACAACAAACAUUAUUUCUGUGAUUUUGGGAAAUCUGGAGACUGCCUCCCUGUUGACUGCAGAGCAUCAUGCACAUGGUCCGCAUCCUGAGGGCCUGUUCCAGCCAAGGGGGAGCCAGGGUCAGCCUCCCCAGCCCACAGGCCUCCCAGAGCGGUCGAUCGUCCCGGCUAGCGCCCCCCAGGUCCAGCUCAGCCCGGAGGACCUGCACAGGCUGCACUUCAAGCCCACGGUGGGCAGCCUGCAUCUGUCCGAGGGCCACGAGGCCAAGUUCAACUGCUCCAUCGACGUCCCCGACUCCAAGCUGGACCUGGCUGUGGUGUGGCUGAAGAACGGCCGCGAGCUGUCAGAGAACCUGCAGGUGGUCAUCAACGAGCUGCAGACGGUCACUGGCGGGGUCAUGACCCUGCUGUCCACAGUCAGAAUCACCAAAGUGCAGAGGGUUGAUUCUGGAGAGUAUCGCUGCAUGCUCAGUGUCAGUGAUGCGAUCAUAGAGUCUCAGCCAAUCAGCAUCGAGGUUGAAGGUCUCCCGACGUUCGUCAGGCACCCUGAAGACGUGAACGUGAGCAGGAACGUGGCCUUCAGGCUGUGGUGUGAGGCGGUGGGUCCUCCAGAGCCUGUGGAGAUCCGCUGGCUACGCAACGGAGUACAUGAGGGAGCCCUUCACUCCUCCCCCAGCCAGCUCAACGUGACAGGAGUGGACCAGUUCACCCAGUUCAGCUGUGAGGCACACAACCAGAAGGGCGUCAGUACCUCCAAAGAAGCAACCAUCAACAUAAAAGUUCUUCCAGCUCCUGUCUCCGAGGUGACAGUGCUAGAGAGGCAGUCUAGCAAGCUGGUCCUGAGCUGGACCCCUGGCCAUGAUGGAUUCUCCCCCCUCAUCUCCUGCCACAUCAAGGUGAGGGAGGUGAGCAGCAGGAAAGGGGAGGUGACCGCCACCAGAGUGGUCAACGCCAGCGUCCCUCCCUUCCAGUGGGCCGUCUCCGGCCUGGCGGCCAUGACACGCUACAACAUGAGCGUCUCCUGUAGCAACCAGGUGGGGGUGUCGCCCCCCAGCCCCUGGGUCCAGAGCAACACCACCGAGGGAGUGCCGUCGGUGUUCCCUGGGAAUGUGUCGCUGCAGCUGAAUGAGUCGGUCCUCGUGGUCCGCUGGCGGCCGCCUCCCGCAGACAAGAUCAAUGGCAUCCUGACAGGAUAUGAUGUCAUCGUCAGCCGCGGUCUGGUGGUCGACAAGAUCCACAGCUACAGCAUGUCUGCCUCCCUGGUCCUCCAGGUGUUUAACAGCAGCUACAGCGUCCAGGUGGCCGCCUGCACACAGGCUGGCCAGGGCAUGCUCAGCCCCCCCACCUCCAUCUACGUCCCGGAGAGCAGAUGGGUCCCUCCCCCCUCAGCCAGGCCGGACCCCCAGGCCUCUGGCUGGUUCUCUGUCCUGCUCGGGUUGGGGAUGAGCGUGUGCCUGAUCCUGCUGCUGCUCUGGGCCUUCAUCUGCCUGCGCCGCCAUCUCCAGGACACACGCUUCGGGCAGCUGUUUGGCAGUGCAGAGAAGCUGCAGCCCGUGGUCCAGUACAGACCCCAGAGAUCCUACAACCGCUCAGACAUCGAGAUCACACUUGCCAACCUGGGGGUGAGUGGUGAGCUGCAGGCUAAGCUUCAGGAUGUGAUGGUCCUGAGGACUCUGCUGACCAUAGGGAAGGUCCUGGGAGAAGGUGAGUUUGGUUCGGUGGUGGAGGGGCGACUGAAACAAGAGGAUGGAUCCUCUGAGAAAGUGGCUGUGAAGACCAUGAAAUUGGACAGCUUCUCUCAGAGGGAGAUAGAGGAGUUUCUGAACGAGGCAGCCUGCAUGAAGGACUUCCACCAUCCCAACGUCAUCAGGCUGCUGGGUGUGUGUCUGGAGACGGGGCCAGCCCACUCCCCCAGGCCCAUGGUCAUCCUGCCCUACAUGACCCACGGUGACCUGCACAGCUUCCUGCUGCGCUCACGCCUCAGGGACAGCCCACUGUACCUACCCACACAGACGUUGCUCAAGUUCAUGAUUGACAUCGCCAUGGGGAUGGAGUACCUCAGUGGGCGGAACUUCCUGCAUCGUGACCUGGCUGCUCGCAACUGCAUGCUGCGUGAUGACAUGACGGUGUGCGUGGCGGACUUCGGCCUGUCCAAGAAGAUCUACAGCGGGGACUACUACCGCCAGGGCCGCGUUGCCAAGAUGCCCGUCAAGUGGAUCGCCGUGGAGAGCCUUGCUGACAGAGUGUUCACGGUCAAGAGCGACGUGUGGGCGUUUGGCGUGACCAUGUGGGAGAUCGCUACGCGGGGCAUGACCCCAUACCCGGGGGUUCAAAACCACGAGAUCUACGACUACUUGCUGGAGGGCCAGAGACUCAAGCAGCCCGCAGACUGCCUGGACGAGCUGUAUGAGAUCAUGUACAGCUGCUGGAGGUCCGACCCUCUGGACCGGCCCCCCUUCACCCAGGUCCGGGAGAGGCUGGAGAAGCUGACCGAGAGGCUUCCGGAAGCUUCCAGCAAGGAGGACAUCAUCUACAUCAACACCUCCUUCCCUGAGGAGGAGCCCCAGGCUGCAGAGGAGACACGUCUAGACACAACCCUCUUUAGCUCCUCCCCCUCCUGCAGCCGCCAGGCCCCAGACUGCUCGCUGGUCAGGGUCGACAUCCAUGAGAGCCAGGGGGAGGAGGACGACCGCUAUGUUGUGGUCAUGUCCUCCACAGACCCCACCAGGAGAACAGCCACCCCUGUGGACACGCCCCUACUGUCGAGUGAUGUCUCGGGUCUGGCCAAUGGGGAAGCAGCUGGGGAGUGCUGUGGGGCGGAUCAGAACUCGGGCGAGACAACACUGCUGCUCUGACUGUCAGACUGAUGUCACCUUGAUGACCGACUGAUGAUACUUUGACGACUGAAGGAUAUUGACAGAAUUUAAUUCAACCUCAAACUAGGAGUUGAAGCUUAAUUCCCAAUGGUCUGCAGUACUUGCCCCUGUUUGCUAUUGCCUACAUACACCUAUCAUGGUAACCCCUCAGUUCAACGUGUGCAAAAGUAUUUUUUUUGUCUCUUAUUGCUCCAAUGAAUAAGCUUUGCUGAAGAAGGAAGUUGGUCUCCAGCAAGCAAUGCUAAAGACUGUGAAACUAAAGUCAGUGUAAACUUUUCCAGCCAAUACUUGACACUAUCAUCAGUGUGGAUAAAUAUUUUAAUGGAACUAUGCACAUUUUUGACAUUUGAAAUAGAACUGUACAUAUAAAGUGUGUAUAAUGUAUAGUAAGAAUUUGUAUAUAUGGCAGUAUUGGUGUAUGCUGGUGAUUCAGCUGACUUAACUGUGUUAGUUAACUUGCCAAUAAGUUAAACAUUGACCAACGAGUUUAAUAAUUUAGAUAUUUGCAUGAUUUUUUUCAUGAUGGAAUAAACCUUUUGAUGUAUU
Messenger RNA from Osmerus eperlanus (European smelt), 3615 nucleotides. It is a transcript of the gene mertka, whose product is annotated as c-mer proto-oncogene tyrosine kinase a. The transcript has 19 exons. The coding region runs from base 160 to 3048 and encodes 962 amino acids. Gene Ontology annotation, biological process: nervous system development; cell migration; multicellular organism development. NCBI's taxonomy places the organism in Eukaryota, Metazoa, Chordata, Actinopteri, Osmeriformes, Osmeridae. The record is from RefSeq and is a predicted model, not a curated record. Gene Ontology annotation, molecular function: ATP binding; transmembrane receptor protein tyrosine kinase activity; protein binding. Gene Ontology annotation, cellular component: signaling receptor complex; plasma membrane.